UUCAACUUUACUUCACCAACUUCCUUUCUUCAUGGCAACUUAUUGUUACAAAGCGGGUAAAAGUUGACACCAGGCACGGUUGUCUAACAAACAAUUAUAAAAAGGAUGAUACAGUGCAGCCGGUUGUCACGGAAAUUGAGGAAAGAUGGGCAUGGAGAAUGCUGGCUCAUCAAGCACCGCUACCGCUCCAGGCCAUGAAAAUGCUCCUCCUCUACCUCCUAGGCCCGCUCAAACAUCAGGAAAUGACUCUACCGCGACCACGACCACGAUAGAAGGAUCUAAUUUACAAUCGAAACCUACUACAGCUAUCUCUUCUAUGAAUAUUCAAACUCUCUCAUUUCCUGAUGGAUCACGCGGUACCUUCUCAACGACUAAUGAGAAUAAUGCCGGAGAUAGCGAACAACCUACGCCCGCAAAUGUCGGUAUGGCAAAUAUAGGGUUCAAUCCUAUUGCCGGUGACAUAGAUGAGUCUAUGAGCGUGAUGAGCAUAGCCCCGACUCUGCGGCCACCAGGUGACUUGGAAAGUUUACUUGUUGGAGAUGGGAGCAAGAAAAGUGCCGCGUGGACUCUCUUACGCUCGCAAUAUGCCGCUGUUCCGCCUUUUGAAAGUAUCAAACUUGAAGAGGAUACAACCCUCGCUAAUUUUGCCGACGAAUUCGAUGAUAUACCGGAUGAGUCCGAGAAGAACUGGAAUGACGAGGACAGGGUGAAACUUUGGAAAUCGAAAUUGAAACACUUCAUGAUUUUAUCAUCUGCUGGAAAACCGAUUUACAGUAGACACGGUGACCUAGGACUGAUUAAUUCGUCGAUGGGGGUUGUACAAACUAUCAUCUCAUUUUACGAGGGUGCAAAGAACCCUCUUCUAGGAUUUACAGCCGGAAAUACGCGGUUUGUUAUCGCGACAGAGGGUCCUCUCUACUUUGUUGCCAUAAGUAAGCUUGGAGAGAGUGAUUCUCAGCUGAGGGCUCAACUCGAUGCACUGUACAUGCAGAUCUUAUCCACCUUGACUCUUCCCGCCCUGACCAACAUUUUCGCUAAUCGGCCAUCCACUGAUCUCCGAAAACCUCUGCAAGGAACAGAGUCCUUACUUUCGUCCCUAGCCGACAGCUUCACGAGAGGAUCCCCAUCCGCUUUGCUGGGAGCUUUAGAAUGUCUAAGGCUCAGAAAGUCACACCGACAUGCCAUCAAUAAUGCAUUCCUAAGAACAAGAACCGAAAAAUUACUCUAUGGUCUAAUAGUUGCUGGCGGAAAACUUGUUAGUGUAAUUCGACCACGCCGCCAUUCCCUUCACCCCAGUGAUCUUCAACUCAUCUUCAAUAUGCUGUUCGAAUCUGGGGGCGUAAAAGCUGGGGGAGGCGAAAAUUGGAUUCCACUCUGUUUACCAGCUUUCAACAACCGAGGAUAUCUCUAUAUGUACGUGAGUUUCCUAGAUGCUGAGCCGGAAUCCGAAAGGGACUUGACCGCUGCUGGUGAGGAAACUGCAGUUAUCUUAAUCAGUACGGAUAAGGAGAGUUUCUUUGAUCUUCAACAGAUGCGAGAUGAUGUUGUGGUCGAAUUAAAGAAAAAGGGCCACCUCGAUAUUAUUAAAACGGCAGUGCAGCAAGGACGUGCAAAGAUGAACGACAUUGCGCCAGGAACACACAUCAGCCACUUUUUAUUCAAGUCAAGGGCUAAUGUCCAGUUCUGCAUGCCGUCUCUCCUACCAACCUUCAGCAGCCUAGUGUCACACAGAAGGCUCAUGUCUCUUUAUCAUAAUCUACAUUCAACCCUUCAUGCCAAACAUACUCAUGUAAAGGUACUGCAUUGUGUCGGAGAAGAUAGCACCUCGCUUGCUUGGAUUACACCAAUUUUCGAAUUCUACUGCGUUGCGGGACCCAACGCAUCUCGAGCCGUCAUAACACAAGGAGCAAAUAAGAUCAUUCAAUGGGCGAAACGAGAAGAGGAACGGUUGUUUAUAAUAGGCGGAGGCGUCUUUUGAAUUUAAAUGACUAUGCAUUUCUAAGAUACCCUUUUUCAGGAGAACAACUGCACAAAUAAUUUGCAUUUACAAUUCCAAUUCAAUCUCAAUCCCAUACUCCAUACUCCAUUCCCAUCCCAGU
Molecule: messenger RNA, 2099 nt
Organism: Annulohypoxylon maeteangense
Lineage: Eukaryota; Fungi; Ascomycota; Sordariomycetes; Xylariales; Hypoxylaceae
Product: vacuolar fusion protein MON1
Exons: 1
Coding region: 146-1978 (610 amino acids)
Biological process (GO): protein targeting to vacuole; vesicle-mediated transport
Cellular component (GO): Mon1-Ccz1 complex; fungal-type vacuole membrane
Source: RefSeq, a predicted model, not a curated record